Molecule: messenger RNA, 4827 nt
Organism: Microcebus murinus (gray mouse lemur)
Lineage: Eukaryota; Metazoa; Chordata; Mammalia; Primates; Cheirogaleidae
Source: RefSeq, a predicted model, not a curated record
GGGCUGAUGAAGUUGACAGCAGCUUAGAGCUGGAGCUCACUCCUCUGUCCCUUCAGCAUCUAGAGGGCUGGAGGAAGGGAGGGAUCAGAAACUGCUAGUGCUGGACCUGACUGGGGACCUGGGGGCUGGAGCCCGCCUUAGCCACUGGCCGGAGGGGGUGUGGGCUGGUGGGAGCACAUACAGACUCUGGACAAACUCACACACUUGUGAUUAGACAGAUCUGGGUUCCUCCCGUCUCUCUGAACCCCAUUCUGGGGAUGCACCAUUUGCUUUUUUCGGUCCUGACUUCUGGGAAUCUCUCCAGGUUGCCCAGUCCUGGAGGCCCCGAGAGGAGCAGCCCCAGCCCCCCAUGCAGUCCUUCUUGGGACCCCCUAUGUAGGAGAGAGCUGAUGCCCUGUGGCCCCCAGCCCACCCCCUCCUUUGCCCUGUGCCCUCCUGCCUCACCUGCCCUCUGCCCCCCUCUGAACUGGCCUCCGAGGCCCUGCCUCCUCAGUGCCCUUCCCUCCACCUGGCAGGGUCUGGCUCAAGGUCACUGCAGUAAUUCCAUACUCAGCUGCCCGGGCUGCCACCACCGCCGCCGCUGCCACCGCCGCCUUAUCAGCUGCUGGGUUUCUGUUUCACUCCCUUUUAUUUCUGGGCAUAUUGUGUUCGAUAAAACCCUUUGCUUGUAACACCGCUGGCAGCACUCCCAGCCGCUCCCUCCCGCGUCCCUUCCUCUCCUCCCCCAUCUCUGUGCUCCAGUGGCCUCACCCUGCCCCCUCUUCUUCCCAGCCUUGUCCCCUCAAAUUCCAGGGGAGGGAGGUCAAGGCACCUCCUGCAGAGGUGUGGGCGAAUGCCCACCUUCUAGGAGAAAAGUCCAGGCAGGGCCGCUGGGCCUACCCCAAGGCCCCCUCCCACUAAGGCCGGUUCCCCCACUGGGCAGGCAGGAGGGCCAGGGCCGCCAGGCCCAGGUAGGGCUCUGGUGGAGUCACUGUGCCCAACUGGUUCUGCUAGUUCCAGCGGCCAGCAGGGAGGGGCCUACGCUGGGGCGGGCUUUGGUGCGUGUUAUUUCCCAUCUUGACUCCACCGCUGGGGAGGCGCAGGCAGGUCUGAGUCACUAGCGAGGGGGAGGGCUGGAGUUAAACAAGUUGUGGCCGUGGCAUCCUCACAGAAAGCCCACGACCGGCUGGGCUGGACGGAAAGACAGACAGCAGACAGAAGCCCCAUGUGGAACCCAAGGACGCAGCCGCCCUGCUGAGAGCACGGCGGCCCAUCCUUCGAGACCGUGACCUCGAGACGGUGGCCCUCGGCCCUCCACCUCCGGCGGGGGCGGGGGCUGCCCACCUGCAAGUCCCCAGCCAUGACGACCUCCGCACUGCGGCGCCAGGUGAAGAACAUCGUGCACAACUACUCGGAGGCAGAGGUCAAGGUGCGCGAGGCCACCAGCAAUGACCCCUGGGGCCCGCCCAGCUCUCUCAUGUCGGAGAUCGCCGACCUGACCUUCAACACGGUGGCCUUCGCCGAGGUCAUGGGCAUGCUGUGGCGGCGGCUCAACGACAGCGGCAAGAACUGGCGGCACGUGUACAAGGCGCUGACGCUGCUGGACUACCUGCUCAAGACGGGCUCCGAGCGCGUGGCCCACCAGUGCCGCGAGAACCUCUACACCAUCCAGACGCUCAAGGACUUCCAGUACAUCGACCGAGACGGCAAGGACCAGGGCGUCAACGUGCGCGAGAAGGUCAAGCAGGUGAUGACCCUGCUCAAGGACGAGGAGCGCCUGCGGCAGGAGCGGACCCAUGCCCUCAAGACCAAGGAGCGCAUGGCGCUGGAGGGCGCCAGCAUCGGCAGCGGGCAGCUGGGCUUCAGCCGCCGCCACGGUGAGGACUGCGGCCGCCCGGGAGGCUCCCCCUCCUCCUACAACUCCUCCUCCUCAUCCCCCCGCUACGCCUCUGACCUGGAGCAGGCCCGGCCUCAGACCUCAGGAGAAGAGGAGCUGCAGCUGCAGUUGGCCUUGGCCAUGAGCCGCGAGGAGGCUGAGAAGCCAGUUCCCCCAGCCUCCCACAGGGAUGAGGACCUGCAGCUGCAGCUGGCUCUGCGCCUGAGCCGGCAGGAGCACGAGAAGGUAGAGGUGAGGUCCUGGAGGGGAGAUGACUCCCCCAUAGCCAAUGGUGCAGGGGCCACUGGCCGCCACCGGCAGGACAGAGAGCCCAGGAGAGAAGAGAAAAAGGAGGAGGAGAAGCUGAAAACCAGCCAGUCCUCCAUCCUGGACUUGGCUGACAUCUUCGUACCUGCCCCGGCCCCGUCCUCCACACACUGCUCUGCUGACCCAUGGGACAUCCCAGGUCUUAGGCCAAACACAGAGGCCAGUGGCUCCUCCUGGGGGCCUUCUGCAGACCCCUGGUCUCCAGUGCCCUCAGGAAAUGUCCUGUCCCGAAGCCAGCCCUGGGACUUGCCUCCUACGCUCUCCUCCUCUGAGCCCUGGGGCAGGACCCCAGUGCUGCCCGCUGGACCCCCGACCACAGACCCCUGGGCACUGAGCUCCCCCCACCACAAACUUCCCAGCGCUGGGGCUGACCCUUGGGGGACCUCCCUGGACACCUCUGACACACCUGCUCUAGGUGGUACCUCGACCUUUGACCCAUUUGCCAAACCCCCAGAAUCCACGGAGACCAAGGAGGGGCUGGAGUGCUCCCGGACCCUGUCCUCCGGGAAGCUCGGCAGCCCUGUGGAGCUGGACCUGUUUGGAGAGCCUAGCCCCAGUGCUAAGCAAAAUGGCACGAAGGAGCCAGACGCCUUUGACCUGGGCGUACUAGGGGAGGCGCUAACCCAGCCCGGCAAGGAGGCCCGAGGGUGCCGCACACCUGAGUCCUUCCUGGGCCCCUCAGCCUCUUCCUUGGUCAACCUUGACUCCUUGGUCAAGGUGCCCCAGGCGGCACAGACCCGGAACCCCUUCCUGACAGGUCCCAGCGCUCCGUCCCCCACCAACCCGUUUGGCGCUGGCGAGCCGGGCCGGCCCACACUGAACCAGAUGCGCACCGGGUCGCCGGCGCUGGGCCUGGCGGCCGGCGGGCCUGUCGGGGCGCCCCUGGGCUCCAUGACCUACAGCGCCUCCCUGCCCCUCCCGCUCAGCAGCGUGCCCGCGGGCGUGAGCCUCCCGGUCUCCGUCAGCGUCUUCCCGCAGGCCGGAGCCUUCGCGCCGCCGCCCGCCGGCCUCCCGCAGCCGCUGCUGCCCACGUCGGGGUCGGCCGGGCCCCCGCAGCCGGGCACCAACCCCUUCCUCUGAGCGCCGCUCGCCGUCCUGCCUGGGGCCUGCUGGCCCGUGCGCACCCCUACUCCCGUCCUGGCGGAGCGGCGCGGGGGUUGAACACUGCUCCAGGCCUUGGCGACCUAGCCCUGCGGCAGCUCCUGAAGCUAGAAACGUCCGGGAGCUAGAGACUGAACGCCUCCGUAAUAAAGACCGCAAGCCCAGCCUUCAGCUCUCACCAAGCGGACUCUUUGCCGGGUGUGGCGGCCGGGUCUGGACCACAAUGUGAUCUCCAGCUGCCGAGGAAACUACUGCUUCUCAACUUGGGGUGCAAAACUGCUCCCACUUCCCGUACGGCUCCUUUCGACUUCCCUCCCCCUCUCCCCCAUUCCCUGUCACCUUGACAGGGUCGCUUCCAGAUGCUCCUGAGCUCUCACUCAUUCCGUCAUUUCACUCAUUUAUCAUACACAGGCACUGGGAUGUUCUGAAGCAAGGGACAAUGGGCAUUUGUUCGCAUUUAUUGCACACUCAUUAUGUGCUAAGCACUAUAGACGGAUCAAUUCAUUUAAUCUUGCAACAUCUCUCUGAGGUAGAUAAAUAUCGUUACCUGCAUACUUUGUGAGGCCCAGUACAAAAUGAAAAUGCGGGCUCCUUGUUCAAAAUUGGGUUAAGAAUUUCAAAACGGGGACAACAGAGCAUGAAACCAAGCACAAAGCUCUCCGAAGUGCGGUGGCACAGGUCUGUCACUCUUGCAGCUGGCACUGCUCCCAUUUCACAGGCAAGGGAGCCCAGGCUCAGCGGGGUUAAGUGGCGGCUCAAAGUCACAAAGCGCUAGCGGAGUGGGGCUAGAACUCAGAGUCAGACGGGGAGCUCCCAGGCUGGGCUCCAGACUUAACUAAGCAAAUACUGAGCGACUGCUGCAAACAACGUGCUGGGCUAACCUGGGAGGGUCCAGGAGUUGCUAAGCCUACAACCUCCAGGAGCUCAGGGCCUGGCAGGGCAGGCGAGCCAGGGGCACGUGAUGGCUGCGGCACCAGGCGGGUACAGGAGCUUUGUCUUACUGAGUCACCUUAAAUCUGGCUCUACCCUCUGCCCACUUCACCAGGGCUGGCAAGAAACUUCACCUUAACCAUGCAGAGGAGUCUGAUCCUCCUGGGGGUUUUUGUGGGGUCUGGGAAACCAAGGAUGGGGGCAGGGCCAGGUACAUCAUCCAGGGGGACCCCCACUCCUUUUCUACCCAGUGCCCCCGAUCACUGGGCCACUGGACACUGAAGUGUCCUCAGUGCUAAGGGUCUGGCUCUACAGGCAGCCUGCGGCCCUUCCCAAGCCCCUUUCAGGGUGCCUGGGGUAAAGGGCCUUCCACGCGCCAGAAAUGCCAAAUUCCGUGUGGGGUGGGGGAGACACAAGGCUAUUCUUCCCGAGGUGGGGGUGGGGGAAGGGAGUCCCACAGUGGCUAUGACAAAUGGAAUGGACAGGAGCACCUGCUCAGGAGGCAGACUGACAGGGUUCAAAACUCUGCUCCAAGGGUUGAAUUUCAUAACAAUAAUCACUUAGUAAUAAGUGGUUAUGAUCUCUGGCCUUGAGUAAAUUACCUAACCUCCCUA